Equus quagga is the source of this 1001-nucleotide messenger RNA. RefSeq names its product ATP6V1F neighbor (gene SPMIP1). The record is from RefSeq and is a predicted model, not a curated record. The coding region runs from base 471 to 1001 and encodes 176 amino acids. The transcript has 2 exons. NCBI's taxonomy places the organism in Eukaryota, Metazoa, Chordata, Mammalia, Perissodactyla, Equidae.
CGUAGACGAGGUGUACCGGGAAGAUUGUGCCAGAAGGCCAUAACUCAAGGACUGGUGCUCUGAAUCAAAGAAGACCAGCUCUGGUGGGGAGGAACAGGAGGAGGCUGGUGCCCAGGCUCCUGGCUCCCCCACUUCAGUCUGUAUUGGGCUGGGAGAGGACCUCACCCCAAGGGAUGGAAGCAGAAAGCACAGGAAAGCUGGAAGUCUGUGAUACUAGACCAGGCCUGGAUCCUGCAAGAGGUUUGGGGAUCAAGGCUCUUAGCCAAUGGGCCCUGGCCUGAGGCUGCCUCAGGAAGCAAGGCAUGUGAGGUCUGCUGAGGGCAUGGCAAGUAGAACCCUGGCCCUGUGUGAGGUGAGGCUUGGUUGCCUGGUGACUCUCCCUGGGCAGCUACGUGCUGUCAGAAGGACUCUGCUUGCUGUGCUCACCCCUCAGCGGCAGCCACCCUGGUACUCUUUCUUCCCUUGCCACCAUGUCACGUCAACUCAACAUGGAUACGCUGCGGCAGAACUUCUGGAAGGAGGAAUAUCUGAGGGAGAAAAUGGUGCGCUGUGAAUGGCACCGCAAGUAUGGGUCGAUGGCGAAGGCCAAGCAGAAGGCUAAGGCUGCAGCCCACCUGCCCCUUAAACUGCCCACUCUGCACCCCACAGCCCCACUCUCACCCCCACCUGCCCCCAAAGCAGUCCCUUCCAGGGCCACCAGCCCUGCCCUGGAGGCUCCUAUUCAGUCAGAAAUGUACCCAGUACUGCCUGCCACCCGGGCCCUGCUGUAUGAAGGCAUCUCCCACGACUUCCAGGGGCGCUACCGCUACCUCAACACCCGAAAACUGGAUAUACCAGAGAUGCGCUACCUCUUCCCCAUCACCACCAACUUCACAUAUGGCUGGCAGCUGGGGCCCCCAGUGAAGCAAGAAAUGGUCUCCUGCAAGACGUGCCGCAUUGAAUCCUUCUUCCGCAAGAACGGGGCCUUCGCACUGCUUGACCCCCGGGACCUAGCCCUCUGA